AUGGAGAAGGUUAUAGAGACGGAGCAAACUGAGCUGCAACCUAUGUUCAAGAACGCUAAGAAGAAGCUCCUGAAGCAGCAGAGAUACAAAGUGAAGAAAGCGGAGAAAUGCCUUUGCGAAAGAGCAGAAGAAGAGAGAGGUCAUCCCUUAAUGUUAUUUGGAGAGUAUAUUAGGAUUUUGGCAAAAUAUCUGUCAUUAGACUCCAAGCCAAUUCAGGAAGAAGCUAAUUCCCAUAGAUGGAACAGGCAGAUUAAGUAUUGUUAUGCUGUAAACGGCAGAAGUGCUUCUCCGGCCCAUCUUUGGUUGAUCAGCUGUGUGGGAGAAAUGCAAAACCAUCUCCAGAGACUUCCCGGAUAUGAUAAGUGCGCAAUUGAGAAGGGGACUAGCCGAAGCAUUCCAAGAUCAGAAAGAAAAGUCAUUCCUCAAAGGAAAAGAUGCAAGUCUGACUCGGGAGACUCUGGUGGAGAGGUAGAAUGGAAUGAUAGUGGUGAAGAGAAAGAUGAAAAAACAAUUGGAAUGUUAGAAGGCGAAGAUGUUGAAAAUAAAGAUGAUCUAAAGAUAAAAAGGCAAUGCAUUGAAACUUAG
This is a messenger RNA of Fraxinus pennsylvanica, 585 nucleotides long. NCBI's taxonomy places the organism in Eukaryota, Viridiplantae, Streptophyta, Magnoliopsida, Lamiales, Oleaceae. The record is from the annotation of a GenBank genome assembly.